Ambispora gerdemannii is the source of this 1692-nucleotide messenger RNA. NCBI's taxonomy places the organism in Eukaryota, Fungi, Glomeromycota, Glomeromycetes, Archaeosporales, Ambisporaceae. The record is from the annotation of a GenBank genome assembly.
AUGGGAACUUCACUACUUGCUAUUAUCCUAGUAAUUGACUCUAGCCGUGGUCCCCAAUUUGUAUUUCACUACCCCAACAAUCCUAAGCGACGCGAAGAAUACCAGUCGUCUCCUCCGGGAAACGAAAGUUGCAGUGAUAGUGAACAUGUCGAUUAUGACGAGAUUGACAUUUUCAAUUGGUCUAUUAGAAUUGGCGAUGAAUUUGAUCAACAAUCAAAGAUGGAAGAGGAUGUCGUUGAUGAUUUUUCAAAUAAACCAUCAAAUAGUCAUACUUCGUCGGAUGCUCUUAACUCGGGUGAGAUUAAGUCGACUCAACAAACAUUAUUUGGAUUCGGGACAGGAUUUCUGGCUAAUAUUCUUUCACCAAAAUUGCAAAGUUCGAAAAAAUUUCAAUUGACCAUAGAUAAUUUGACGUUUAUUGGCCAGCCGGUUUUUUGGCCUAGAGAUAUUCAAGAAAAUAACAGCGAUACUGCUCCGAAAUUUGGUGAUAAUGUAAAAUGCCAAACAUCAAACGAUAAUGAAAAAACGCAGCGGCAAUCUUCCAAUGACAAAAAUAAUCAUAGAAAUCCUGACAUUACAUCAGACAAUAGUAAUGAUUCUUUUUCACAGACAAAUCAGUAUCAACAAAAUCGAUAUUUUACCACCUUUCAUCUUGUAUUUGUCUUGGAGCCACCCGAAUUGGAACUUAAUCGCCAAGUCGAUAAUAUUUAUAAACAUGUGAUCACAAAAUUAACGGCCGCAUUACGCUAUGAACAAAAAAGAUGUGACUAUGUGCGAAUUGAAGCAGAGAAAAUCAUAGCGUUGCGAGAUGACGGCAUCAUCAAAAAUUUAUCAUUUGACGAAAUAACGGAAAUCACUCUAAAGAAAAAUUCACUCGCGAAAGUUAUCGCCCAAGUGUAUCAUGAUAUAUCCAACGAUGCCAUUGCCCAUGUUAUUAUCAACGAUUACAUUGAUUUGUCAUUACAAAUACCUCCACUCGCUCCUUCAAUGUUUUUCUCUCCGCUGGAUAAUGAUCGUGAUGGCUAUGAAUACGCACAUUUCCCUGUCAUUGCACCGUAUCAUACUCUACUUUUACUCGAAGAUCCAGAAGAAAUUUUAAAAAGCAUGCCAUUAGAUGCAAAUCCAACGCUCGUGCAAUUGGUACAGAUCUUGACACCUACUCAGCGGCUGGCAGAAUUAAGUACUGCACUUGAUUGCUCUCUGGCGCAUAUUUAUCGAAUUGCUGCUCAUUUGAUAUACUGGCGAAAGGCAAAAUUGAUUGAUGUAAUAAGUGUGAGGAAUGUUUAUGCUGUUAACUUUAGUCACAUAAUUGAUCGUGAUAUCUUUGGAUUUCUCGCGUCACUUUCCACCCCGAAACCAUACGCGAGCAUAAUUCCAUCUAAAGAUCUUCGUACAAUGUAUUUAGAAGCAAUUACUUUCUUGUUACGCUCAAUUAUUCCUAACGCAACUACAGCCGACAAUAUUGCUAUUAUAUCCGCACCGAGACAAGCUACUGAACUUGAACGUGAAUGGUUGAAAAAGAAAACUGUCAAUCAGCAGAGAGAAAACGUGGCAAUAUUUGAGAGACUUAUCAAGUAUUUCAAUGGAAAACAUCAUAUUGAAGAGAUUCUAUUUCGUGAAAAUAUUUCUCGGCGAGAUCUCAAAAUGGUGUUAGGAUUAUUUGAUGAAUUAGUAACAGUAUUACGUUAUUGA